Messenger RNA from Racocetra fulgida, 258 nucleotides. Lineage: Eukaryota; Fungi; Glomeromycota; Glomeromycetes; Diversisporales; Gigasporaceae. The record is from the annotation of a GenBank genome assembly.
UUCCUGGUGGACCAGGAUGGCAAAAAAAAAUUCAUGGCUUGAUUGAACAGGGUAUCAUACAUUUUGAAGUUAAGUCUCCACAAGAAUGUUGUGAAUUCUGCCGUAAAAUUCCUGAAUGCGCUCAAUGGGCGUUUGUAUCUGCCCCUGGUUCUGUAAAAGGUUGCCGUACUUGGGCUCAAGAUGGCAUGCUAGAUGCUUGUAAUUUUACGAAAGCUAAUACCAUAGUAGUAGAUGGCGGAAUUGUUAAUUGUAAUGAUG